AUGUUUCGUUCUUUCACCGGAAAAACUAAUAAGAGAGGGUUCUUUCAAACUUUAAUGUGUGAGACUUGUUCAAUGGAAAGAAGCUCUGAGAAUAUAUCUUCCUCUUCAGUUGAGUACAUUGAAGAAAAAACCAGAAAAACAAGUCUCAAUCUCAAACGAACUGAGCUGAGGCUUGGCUUACCAGGUUCUCACUCUCCUGACAGAAAAGUCUGUCUUUUUGGCAAAGAUUUAGAGAGUAAUGAUACAAGUAAUGGUUUUGGUGUUACGACUUUGAAGAAGUUGGGGUUUGGAGCUAAAAGGGGUUUCUCAUAUGCCAUUGAUGGGCCUAAUGAGAAAUGGGUUUUCCCAUGUGAUGAGAAGAAUCUUGUUCCUCUUGCCAAUGACCAUUUUAGUGCUCCAUCUACAAAGGCUGAGUUGGUAGGAUGGCAACCAGUUGGAUCAUUCCGUGAGAAUAAAAAGGCCUCUAAUUUCGCAAAGAAGAGUGAUGAGACUAGUGGUGAUGGCGGUCGCCUGUAUGUGAAAGUGAGCAUAGAUGGAGCACCAUACUUGAGAAAUGUCGAUCUCAAAACCUACAAUAACCACGUGGAACUCUCUUCAGCUUUGGAGAGGAUAUUCAGCUGUUUUACAAUCGGGGAGUGCAGUGGGAAAGGGGUAGCAAUAGGAUGUGAAUCUGUGGUGACAUAUGAAGACAAGGACGGUGAUUGGAUGCUUGUCGGCGAUGUUCCGUGGCGGAUGUUUACCAAUUCAUGUUUGAGACUAAGGAUAAUGAAAGGUUCAGAGACUCUUGGAUUAGCUUCAAAGGGCCAUGCUGAAAUGCACACAACAUGAACAAGAAUCUUCAAAGUCCACAGCCGCAUAGAUGUAUGUUGCCUCUGAUGUAUUUAGUUAGAAUUCAUAUAGCUCUUACAAUAAUGAAAAACAUUUUAAAUUCCCAAAUAGACCCAAUCUAAAUGGAUUCGUAUUCAUAUUCAGCUCAUUGUCGCAAAUUGAAUAAAAUCACAUCAAAUGAUGGUUUUCAUAUUUAUUUUUAAAAUACAA
Messenger RNA from Gossypium arboreum, 1038 nucleotides. Its product is annotated as auxin-responsive protein IAA17-like. Gene Ontology annotation, molecular function: protein binding. The coding region runs from base 1 to 828 and encodes 275 amino acids. The record is from RefSeq and is a predicted model, not a curated record. Gene Ontology annotation, biological process: regulation of DNA-templated transcription. Gene Ontology annotation, cellular component: nucleus. The transcript is spliced from 5 exons. NCBI's taxonomy places the organism in Eukaryota, Viridiplantae, Streptophyta, Magnoliopsida, Malvales, Malvaceae.